GAUAGUAAUUAUUAACCAUCAAACCUAUCAUAUGGUUAAAGCAAAUAUGGAGUGGGAUGAUAUUGUAUAUUUAGUAUUGCUUUUAUUUUCGAUAGGAAUUGGUUACGUCUUUCGACAAAUAGAAGAUAAAGAAACUAGAAAAUGGUUAAGUUCUGGUUUAGGAUUUCUUCUGGUGCUCAUUGUAUCAGGCAAACAUAUUAUGCAUCCUAUAAUUUGUACUGCUAUAAAUGCAUUUAUCAUUCUUGCAACGGAUAGAAGAAAAUGUCAUAUUGUGAGCUUCUUCUUUACAUUUGCUUACUUGUUCUUCUUCCGUACAACCCAGUACUUUGGAAUACCCUAUCCUCCAGCGCACACAAAUAUGAUACAGAUGAUUGUGACACUAAAGGUGGCAGGCCUGGCAUUUGAAGUUCAUAAUACUGCUGCAGCUGCAAAGGAAAAGGAACAUGAUGAUAGUGCGGCUUUUGCAAAAUUAGAAGCUGCAGAAGUUCACCCAAGCUUCCAGGAUGUUUUCCAUUACACAUUUUGCUACAUUGGAAUUAUGACAGGUCCAUACUAUACGUACCGAACAUACCGUGACUGGUUAGAGUAUCCAUUUUUGUUGAGUGCUCCAUGUAAAGAUGCAACUAUUCAGAAGAUGAAGUAUGUGCCAUUAUAUGCUGUCUUAUUUGUUAUUGCAUCAACUAUAUUUCCUCUUAAGUAUGCUGAGUCAGAAGAGUUCUAUAAUGAGCGGUCAGUCUUCUACAGGAUCUGGUAUAUCAACCCGACUUUCUUUAUUUUCCGCAUGCGUUUAUACACGGGAAUGGUUUUAUCAGAGUGUGUUUGCACAAUGGCAGGACUGGGGGCUUACCCAGAAUUCACAGCGCCUAGUGCAGGACAUGGUCCUACGAAGGAGUUCGGCAAGCUAAAAGAAAUAGCAUCAAAUAAUCUGCUUGCCAAGGAAGAAAAAUACAACUUUGAGACAAUCCACAAUGUAGAUCCGUACGGAUCUGAGUUUGUACCUACAUUUCGCAAUGGCAUGAAAUGCUGGAAUAUGUGUAUACAGUACUGGCUGGCUGUAAAUGUGUACAAACGGCUUGCACGGAAUCAGUUCAGACCACUGAUCACUAUGACCAUAUCAGCAAUAUGGCAUGGUGUUUAUAUAGGAUAUUAUCUGUGCCUCAUGUCAGCUCCCAUGUAUCUUCCUGUGGAGGACGUGUAUAUAAAAAUCAGGAAAGAUGCUACUGGCUUGGAAGCAAAGUUUUGGGACUUUUUUCUGUGGUUCUUCAAAAUGCAAGCGUUCUCAUAUAUGGCGAUUGUCUUUUUGCUGCUGCAUAUUGAGCUGACCUUCAAGUACUGGAGCUCUGUCUACUUUGCAGGACACAUAGUCGCCAUCAUUCUCUUCGUUUCUGGAAAGUCCAGUGGGAAAAUUAUUCUCGGCCCCGGGAAAUACAAAAAUUGGACAGUCCUGUUCCACAGUGCACUCCUUGCGGUAGGCCCUGUAAGAAGCAUAUUUAUGUCCAUCCGCUUCGGUUCGGGAACAUUUCCGAAGUUAUCGGCCGAAUAUUUACGAUUGAAGAGUUAGUUGAUGACGUUGCUUUGAGUGCUCGUGCAGUCUUACUGACAUCAAGUUUCACAUUCGUGAAAAUAUGAUAUUAAAUAGCGAAAAUGGUACGAAGUUUGUGUUAUAAAGUGUGGUAUUAACAUUAUCUAAUGUGUGUGAUAAUCGUUUGGUGCAGGAAACAUUAUAAGACGAACUGAAAACUUAAUUUGAAAUUUGAAGCUGUUUCUGUGAACUAUGCAGUAUUCCACUCACCCCCCUCGAGACAUAAUCGGACGACAGACAGCAGCUGCAUAUAAGAUCCCGUUCGAUCGACUGUGACAUGGAAGGAGCGGAUUUUGGGAGAUUUGACGCCGGAUGCUGGAGCCACAUUUCGUCUUAUCCAUAGGAGGCCCCAUUCUCUUGAUGGCAUGGGUCUGCUUCACCACGACGGAUCCAUACGUGGAGAGAAAAAUGGACACGAGUAAGCUGGGAGUGUUCAGUUAUUAAAGCAAUUGCUUGCCGAGCAGAAUCUGCGGUAGUCGAACUUGGAACUCAAUUAGCAAAUGCCGCGAUGGUGCCACAGUCGAGGAUUGGACUUGAGACACUUCCAGGAUGUUCUCUCCUUUUUACUACGACAACGUUGCACCAGGGUCCACAGUUCAUUCCCAGACAUAUAUUCCUCCUGGUGUCAUGACGUCGCUAAGCGAGCGGUAACCAUUAGCCACCCAUAUUACUCAGGGAACAUCCUAGCAACGUGAAUAUGACUGUACUGUAACCAGAGACAAUGGGGUGUCUGAGUUGCCAAGAAACAUGCUUUGCCUUGUCUGCAAGUCAGUGAUGUAAGUACUGAUUAACGACACGCCUUCCCCCUCUCCGGGAGCGGUCCAAGUUUUUGAAGCUAAAGAUUUUGCUUCACCGAAUUUCAAGUUUUUGAUCAUAAGAAGGACAAAGUUUACGGGAGAAAUGUCUGCUCAGUAACAAAUGCUCAUCUGAACGCGAUUUUCAGCGGAAGUUCGUGUAAUUUAGUUUCUUAAAUACGUGUGUAGAAACCAUCUCAAAGCCCUAUUACAAUUAUGGUAUAUUUAUAUACGAAAUUGAACUGAUUUAAGCGUAAAUGUCUUGUUACGUUGUCCUUACUGUAUUGCCAUAUUCCCUGAUGGACUCUAGUGGUAACGUCGUGUGACUCUAGAUAUUUUUUGGUGCACGGGAAACAUUAUCGAAAUUUAAAAAUAUUCUUCAAUAAUUUCGAGUAUUAUACGACUCUUUGUAUACGAUAAUAAGCUUAUUCUCGAAUCUUGAAUACAGAACAUGAAUAUUUCGAAGAUCAUAUGACUCAUGAUGGCGAAACACCGUGGAUUUAAUGUAGAAUUCGUUAUUUCAGUAGUAGAAUUAUUCUUUAUAAAUGUGCUCAAGUGAAUUUCUUAUUAACUAUGUCUCAUAUUUGUAAUGUAUUUAUUCACCGUGACCAAUCGCAUUUCAGCGUUCAGUGUUGCUCUUAAAUUAUGUGAAUUCGGCUGCUGUUGAUAAUGGUUUCUGAUUAUGUUCCGCUGUUAG
Zootermopsis nevadensis is the source of this 3073-nucleotide messenger RNA. The record is from RefSeq and is a predicted model, not a curated record. Lineage: Eukaryota; Metazoa; Arthropoda; Insecta; Blattodea; Termopsidae.